GUUGUUUCGUUCAUGUUUUCUGUGUUCCAUCUUCAUUUCUUUUGCCUCUCCAUUGGCUGCUUCAACUGUGUGUAUGCUCAUGUUGGUUGUGUCGGCUCGUACAGCUCAAAGUCAGAUAGGUUUAUAGUUGGCUCAUGUAGUGGCUUUUCAGUGUUUGCUAUGUUCGGUCGUUAUUUACAACACACGCGUUUACUUUUUGCAUUUUUACGUCCAGAUUCAAUUAAGCAUCAGCUCAGUUUGUUUCGGUGUCCCGGUGCUUUGAAUUUAUAAAACCAAUAAAUUUUCAUGGGUUUGAACAAGGUAGACGAAAGAGAAAAAAAAAGAAAACAAAAAUAGUCUAAUCAUUGUCAGUGAAUAGAGAGAAAUCGUCGUGUAGUUCGUGGAAUUCCAGUGUGUCGUGCGAGUGAGUGGUGGUGUUUGUCGUGAAUGUUUUGUUUUCAUGUUGUAUAAGCGAUUGUUGCCUGAAUUUUUCGUCCGCAUACGCAAAACCCAUUCACACAAAGUGCUUCGAAGAACCCAAUUCCGCGUUCAGUGCACUCCUGCAGUAAUAACGUAAUAUAGCCAAGCGAAGAGUUGAAUUAUUAUCUUCUACUAAGUAAGAGCCUGAGCGACACACAAGAACUGAAACCGAAACAGAGAGACAUCGAGUGAAAAACGAACGAUCCAUCGUCGUGUUCUCAACAAGAAUUCACCUAUUUUAUUAUCGCUGUGACUCUCUGAGAACAGGUUAAAUGGUACACGAUCCGACUGAUUAUUAUAUCAUAAGCGAACGCAUCAAAAAGCAAUGAAAAAGUCGAAAUAGCUUUUGUGAAAAAAAGGAAGCGAUCCGUGCAGCAAACAUAUAUGUAAGCCUCAACGGAAAAUACGAAAAGCCGAAUAAAAAAUCGCCCGAAACGAACAAAAAUCCAAAUCGAAAACAAUAUACGAAACGAAACAUACGAACGAAUGGAUAAUUUAGAUAUAAGUGAUUCAUUGUCUUCAUCAUUUCCGUGGUUGCCAUACGGAGCAUCACAGUUUGACUAUCAGAAUGGCGAACUGGGCUAUUUCUCACAGCGCAGUGCCAUGCUCGAGCCCAUCAUCGAAGAAACUUCCGACGAUGAUGAUGUAAGCUGCGGUCAUGUGUGGACACACAAUGAUAACCAAUGGAGUUCAGAGUCCGAUGCUGGUUCAGUGAUUCGUGUCGAACUCAUUCAAGAAGCCGAUACCAUCUCUUUAAACUCGGAAAGGGAUUUUGCCUGUCCACCAAAGCGUCGAAAGCAAGACGAAAACGAUGAAAACGUAGUACUGCGAAAGUCUACAUUUAGUGAUGACUACAAAUACCGAAUCGAUCUCCUCGAACCAUCAAAUGCCGAUGCAUUCACAAAACGAUUUUGUAUAGACCCUCUGAAUUUCGAUCGAUUCUCUGAUCCAGACAGUUUAUCGUUUAACUCAUUAAGUCGUUCAUCGUCUCUCAUCCAGUUCGAAUCGCUGGAGCGUCAAAUUCAAACAAAUGGUGAUACAUUUGGCGGUUCAUCACCAUUUCUCAACCAUUUGGCCGCGAGUCAAGAGACAAACAAUAAAGCCAACGUCGAAUUCAUUGCCGCUGCAACAACGAAACCCAAUGAAAAUACCAACGAUACAAGCGCAUCGCGCAAUUACUAUGACAUUGAGAAGAUCGAUUUUAAUUCGGCACUAUUUUUAAACUGUCAGGAACAGACAAGUUCAUCGGAGUCGAGCUACUCGACCGACAACAGCAUUUACUAUUCGGAUAAUCAAACCGAUGUCGAACCGAUUGCAAAGGAACAGUUGCAACGCACGACACACAAUGCAAAAAUGGCAUUUCGAAGUAAGAAUUCGGUUGAGAAUCUCAGCGAAGAUAGUGGCUAUGGUGAAUUCCCAUCGAUAAAAUGCCGAUCGAAGAGCAUUCCGAAUCUAAAUCAAGAUCAAUUGAUCGAAGAAGAUGUGAAUUUGGAUAAUCACCGUAGUCUAAAUAAUAUAAGUAACCGCACUUCAGCGACGAAGACGAAGAAAACGACGACGUCGUCGUCAGCCAGAGAAAACGGUUGCAUCGCACCAGCAGAUAGUUCAAAAAUAAACACGACACAUGCCGAAAAAGUGUUCGGUGCGUCCAAAAAUAGCGAUCGUGUGCGCAAUGAUUGGAGUGAGCAUGUUUUGUCAGCGCCAACAAACACAAAUGGCGUCAGUAGUAAAAAAUCUGCUUCGUCUACAUCGUUGCAGAACACACAAUCAGCCAGUUUGCCAGAUAUUUCAGCUCAUUUUGCUGACGAUUACGAUACCAACGAAACGAUUUUCUUCUGCGACACCACGAAUCCCAAUCGAAAAUCCAAACGAAAUACUGUGUGCGGUGAUUUGUUGAGUGAACCAGCCUCGUUGCUACAGAAAGAUUCAUUUAGUGUGGCAAGUGUACCGAAUAAUUUGAAUAUCUGCUCAUCGCCGUCAUCGUCGUCGCAAUGUUUGAGCAAUGGUGAUUUUGGUGUGGCGUCACGCGAAGAAUGCUGGACAUCAAAGAACUCACGAAAACACUUUAAAAAUAAUCAUUGGCAAGAGCCAAAGUUAACCACAACAAAUGCUAACGACAGCAUCGCUAGUCGCAAUUUCGAUUUGGCACAAGCAUUUGGCGGUAUCGACUAUCACUGUAGCACAAUCUCACCGUCCGCAUCCGUUCAGCAAACAUUUCAACAGCAAAAGAUCAUUAACUCAAGCUACAGUAAUUUAACGCUUUUAGACUAUUCCGGAAGUACGUACAGUAUACGUAAUCAAUUGCGUGCGAUGGCAGAAAGUCAAAAACGAAAUAGCACAUCAAGUAAUCGCAGUAGCAACGGCAGCACAGGCAGCACUGAAUUCAGCAAGUGCAAUUUUUUGUUGGAUGAAAUUUCGGCGCAUUUCGAUAAAAGCCUCUCGAUUUUGAAUGACAAAGGCAGCUUUGAGGAUGAAACGGACAAUGUUUCGCAUGCAUUUUCAGAGGUGAAAGAGACCGUUCCGCGUGAAUUGAAACCUCCUCAGCCACCGCCACGACGACAAACUAAAAAAGCCGUUUCGAAAAGUGAACGUGAAUCCAAAACUGAUUCCGCUCUAUUGGAACAGUCUUCGAAUUACACUUUCGAUCGUGAUCCAACAAAUUUGAAAACAUGUUACGCAGAGAGUUUGGAACGAUGCAAUGUGGAAUUCCAGUCAUCGAACAGCAUUAAUUUGUUGGAAGACAACAGCACACCAAUUCAAUUCAGCCCAGUGAAACAUUCAACGCCCGCCAAACGAGAAAUGGUCGCCAGUACACCGAACCUAAUCCAGCAUCGAACCGAUCGUGUCGAUACAAGUGAAGAGUGUUUACAUUCAUCAAGUGCCUAUAAUUCCUUAAAUCCCUUGCCACAAUCCGAUGCACCGCAGACGAAAGGCAUCUUAUCGGCUGGCUCACGAAACUCAUUGGGCAAAGGUGUCAGCUUUUAUCCCUACGUCUCACAAAUCAGUUGGCAUGAACAAUCAUCGGUUGAAGACGCAGCCGAACCAAGUGAUAGUGAAAUCAGCGACAAUCGUAAUAAAAAUUACAACGAUAUGAAUAAUUCGUCGAGCAGCUCCGUUCAGCCACAACAACAACAGCACCAACCAUCAACGGAACGCAUACCAACGAGCGACAAUGUAAACAAUAACACAGGCUUAACUAACACAGUUGCAAGCCCCACAAUAGCGUCAACGGCAACGGCAAUAGCAACAGCCAUGAAUACGCACACAAACGAGACAUGCGACACUAAUGAUUCCAGUGCGGUAGAUAGUAGUGAUGAUGAUUUGUACUAUGAGACACAACCACGAUCGUUAGCAGCACUGGCUGAGCGAGACAGACGACGUGAGCAGCUGUAUCUACAGAAGCUAGCGAAAAGGCAACAGAAAGAGUAUCAACAGCAACAGCAAUGUAUGAACACAAGCAAAGAUCGUAAUGUUUUGGUGGACAGUCAACGUCGAGACGGUAUGUCGAUUCAAGCGAAUGCAAUUGACAGCAGUUCAGCGAUGAUCGUCAAUGAGAGCAGAGUGUCGGUCGCAAAUAAUAAUAAUAAUGUGAAUCGUGUGUCUAGUGGCAAUGACAUCAACCGUUUGAGUGCUCAACAGCAGCAGCAGCAGCAACAGCAAAAACUGAAUAAUAAGAGUAAAAUUUUCGUAAAUAAAAACGAUUUGCGUGAGAAUUGUGCGGUUAAUCGAAGUGUUGUGUCGAACGAUAGUCAAACGGCAAAAAUAAAAGCAAUGGAAAAAUCGAAUGUGAGUGCUAUAAAUGUGCCAGUGUCGCAAGCAGCAAUAGGUAAAAGUGCAUCAAUGUUGUCACCGAAAAUGAAUAAUUUUGAUAAGAAAAAUCACAACAAUCAUAAGCCUGGAUUCUUAUCGCGUUUUACGAAUUUCCGUUUUUCAUUGCGCGGCAAUAGCAACAAAAAGAAAUUAAAAUCACUCGAAAAUACGGCGCCACCGCCGAAUGCUGCCAAUAAUAUUGUGCUUGUGUCAACAAAGAGUGCUACACCAAACAGUCAACGCAACAAUGAUGUGGUCGAUCAUCAAGUGCCGAUACGAAAUAAAAGCAACAAUAAUAGUUCACGACCUGGCUGCUAUCAACGCAACUCGAUGCGCAGCAAUGAAUUUGAAUAUAUACCAUUGAAAGAUCCGAUUGCAGUCGUGUUUGAUACGCCAAAUCAAACAAGUGAUAAAAAUGUGGGCAAUGUGACAACAGCAACAGCAGCAGCAGCAGCUACAACGAACAACAGCAAUACGAAUGCACCGACGAGAAAUGUACCGAAGCAUUUGAGGAAUGAUAACAGCAGCCAAUUUAUAGCGGCUGAAAAGAAGAAUGUGUUGACAACGAAACCUCCACUACCACGACAACCUCCACGUGUAGUCGGUGUAUGCGCAAAACAACCAUCCACGUUGAAUUCCACACAUCCAAGCUAUUAUCAGCAGCAGCAGCAGCCACAAUCGAACAAUAAAGCGGCUACAUUGGCACAAUCAAAUCCACAACGCGAAGGAGUAAAACGUCAUGCGCAACAACAACAGCAACGUUCCACAUCGACACCGCGCGAAAUCAAUUUCAACAACACCACUGAUAAUGGCAAGCAUUUCCAUUAUUUGGCCAACGCUGACUAUGAUGAUGAGUAUUAUCAGUUGCUUUCCAGUCGACAAGCGAACGAGUCACAUUCGCGUGGCGGUCUCUUAAAAGGUGCAGUUUCAAGUGAUGGUCUAUUGAUGGACGUGAACGAAAAUAGUUUUUGUACGGUCGUUGGUGAUGAAGAAGAUGACGACGACGGCGGCGAUGAUGAUGGUAAAAUUGGUCUCAUCGAAACGAAUCUCGAUACCGAUGAAACGGUCAUAUCGGGCAAAACCCGAAGCCUGAUGGAACUUGGCCCGCAAAUGGCACAUCGUGGUGCCAAUGCAGUUCAUCGACGUAAACAUGGUGCUAAUGGAACCGAUCCAACCACCAUCGAACCACGAAGACCCCAUAAAAGUAUGGAAUUUUUAUUGGAUAAAGAAAAUCAACGAUUCGUUUUGCCCCCAGAAAAUGAGCUCCAAAAAUCCCACGACACCAAUACAAAUAUCAGCGAGCAUCAGUUGCGUGUGCAAGCAUCAUUGCAGCGGCUAAAUAUUCCCGAUUGGUUCAAACAGUAUAACAGUACCGCUGCAAAGGGUGGCGAAAGCACCGGUGGCUAUGUGCCGGGCAGUUUUACCAAAAAGCGCAACGCCGAUGUGCAACGAUGGACUGGCCUUAGUUCAAAAACCACAUCACUCAGCUCAUUAGGAUCGCAUCGAUCGGAUCGUAGCCCGUUAUUGUUAAGCCCAUCCGCACAAAGUCAUCAUGGUCACACAGGUUUUUCGCGUUGGUCCACAUCGCAUCUAAAUUCCAGUCAAACAUCACCAAGUGCUUCGACACGUGGAUCAUUCUCACGUGGCGGACCGAAUGCAAGCAUUUUAUCGAAUCAAUCGUCAAUACGCGGCUCAUUCAGGCAACCAUAUCUCGGAUGGAGAAGCCAAGAGAAAUUAUCACAACCACGAACGCCUCACGAACGACUUGCAUCAUCGAUGUUGAGCCGUCAACAAACCAAACAACAGCAACAGCAGCAACAACAAACCCAGUCAAAUAAUACGAAUUCGUUAAGUGCUAAAACUGCCACAGAGCCAGCCGUUUCCCCGGAGAUCCAGACGUCGAUCAAAGAAGUAACGUCAGCUAUUGUGCAUUAUGUCAACGAUCAAACCAAUCGAUCCGGUAAUUCUAGAAGUCGAUCGGCCAGCCCAUCGUCUAGGCGUUGCUGGUUAGAAAGUUCAUUUGUUGGCAACAAACCAAUGGAUUCCCCACAGACACCGGUACUGGAGAGUUCGAUUGGUCUCUCAGCUGCAUCUUCCCGAGUAAAUGGCGUUGAGUCACCAUUACCAGUACUUUCCAUUCAAAACGAUCGGCCUUCGCACAGAGGUUCAGCAACAUUAGAAGAUGUUUUAGCAUCUUUAUUGGGCUUACCGUCAGAGUACAGGUCUUCAGGAGACACAAACACAAUCAAUGAUAGCUGUCGUUUAACAAUCGACACACAACCGUUGCGUCGUCGUAGCGAAAGUGAUGCCGCAAAACGUCCCGACUCAACAACACCUGACAAUAAUGAUUCACCCGCUCAACUACGUCGUGUUAGUCUCGAUUCAACGGAAUCCAAAUCAACCGCCGCUGGAGUGUCAUCGGCCAAUGCAUCAACGGUUGGCGAUAUGAUCAAAUGCCGAAAUCCAAAAUGCGAUGCCACCGCCAGUCCAUCCGAUGCCAAACGAAAUUUCAAGAGUUGUCACAAUUGUACUCAAAUAUAUUGUUCACGCGAUUGUCGUCGUGCCCAUUGGGAAAAGCAUCGCAAAGCUUGCCUUCAUUCACGUGUAUCGGUAUUGUGUCGUCAAGUGUUGUCGGCGUGCAAGGAUGAUAAUGAUACCCUGUCACAUUUAUCGAUAUUAGCGCGACGAGGCUAUUUGACACAAGGCCGAGGUGUUGUUCGCAUAUUAUUUCGCAGUCCAGAAAGUGCAGAGGUAUUCGUCAAACAGGGUUUUCAACGGAUCGGUGAAGCGUCUUAUGUUCGAUGGCCGGAGUUGAUGCCGCAAGAAAUGGGCCCCGAACUGUAUUCGGAACUACUUCGAUUGAGCACCGAGUACAAGCCCGAUUCAAAAAUGCUAAUUUAUGUGGCAAUUUGUGUUGUAUCAGAAGCACCAAGCAGUGCAUCAUCGACAUCGGUAAAAUGGGAGCGUCAACUCGUAUCGCGUUGUGCCAAAUUAAAGCUAAGCAAAACACUACCACUUGAACUAGUUGGAAAUUAUGCAAAUUCAACGGCAAAUACAGGUCACCAACGAACAACAUCGAAUACAUCGAAUUCAGCAUCGGAUCCGCUGGCCAGUAGCACUUCCAUAGCCGUCGCCGAACCAAUCAAAGUCUAUACCGAUGUGCUAAUUCUAACAUUUAAUAUGUGCGAUAAAACGCAAAAUACGCUAAAGAACCGAGAACUUGUGCUUCAGAACAUGCAAUUGGCGUUGAAAAAGCGCGGCGUUAGCCUACGUAAACAUUAUCCCGAAAUAUUUCAACGGCUUAACUCGUUUGUUGAAGGAACAACGGAUCGAUUUAUGCCGGUGACAUUGCAUCCGCGCGACUCGUCGACUGGACAACCGUUUAUCUGCAUAAUGAUGCCAAAUCUAGGGGAAACCGAUCGAAUCAAACUGCCCGAAUCGGAUAAAUCGGAUAAAGGCAAUAUCGUUACUAUCGACUGCCUAGAAGUAGAUCAAAGCACUUUGAUUGAUUAAAAUUCAUAGCGUCGUCGUGCACAUUACCCGAAACCGAACCCAAACUUGAACACAUAGACUUGUUACGAAUCCAUUGACCUACAUUCAAAUUAGCUGACAAAAUAAUAUAUGAAAUGAGCUCAAACUCUGCAGGAAACGCAUUCGAAAAUGCAAUAAAAUAAAGAAAAUCAUCGUUACAAUGGAAAAAGAAAUGUCGACACACUCAAGCAGCCUUGAAUUAUGGAGCGAAACGACGACCUACUUGAGACAUCCGUUACACUUAUUAAACAAAUCAGGUUACAUUAAAUAAUAUUUGUGGUAUGAACUUUUCAUUCGAUGGAAAAAAAAGGGGAAAAUUCUCGCAGAUUACGAGAAUGAAAUGACAUUGCUACAGCAGCUCAGUAUCGAUGACAUAAGGUGUAGUGACAGAAAAGCGGCAAAUUACAACAACAAUAACAAAAAAUGCAUUUAGUUGGAUAAAAAAGAGAAGAUGUUAUGAAGCCAGAACCUCGUUACGAAAACAAACAUAGGUUUUUAAUAAGAAUAAUCGUUUUUUUUUGUAGAUUGAAAAACACAAAUUUCGUUUGGUCCUCCAACUCUCGAGGGGAAAAAAAAUCCAAGAAAAAAAAUUGUGAUUCGAAUACGAGUCCUUUUGUUAACAACUCUUUCGCUCAAUAUACCAAAAUACUAUGCAUUCUACCAACGUCAAUACAAUCAAUUUUGUCGCCACUCCCAGCCCACGAUUGAUCGCUCGCCGUUCACACAUCAAUUGAAUUUGUACAGCAACUCUUGUACAUUAAAUGCAACACUAACAUACACAUACACAAAUUACAGAGCUGAAACCAAACUAAACUGAAUAGACAUUAAGUAUGUAAGCCCUUCAAAUAAUUUCCAACAUUUUCUAAUUUUAUUCAACACAACAACAACAAAAACUAUAUCGAAACCCAAAAAUAUUUUACUCCAUUUACGUAAUAUUCCUAUCGCUUUCUUUUUAUUCCUGCUCUAUUUUCUAUCGUUUAUUUCCUCGACAUAUUUACCCAGAAAAAAAAAACACUCUAAAAAAAAUCUCCUUGCCUUUUUGUGACAUGGAUGAAAUUGAACUUUUGAAGAUAAAAGAAAAACAAAUCUAUAUAAAUUACCCACUAAAAAUCAUAUCGAGAUGAAGGCGACUAUUUUGUACCCUUUCAAUUUGUGUUAUUCGUUUUUUCCUUUUCGAAGAAUGUUCUUGUGCAAGAUUUUUCUUGAACUUGACACACGCAAUAUGAGAGAGACUUUAGGCUAAAUAUAUUCAAUAUUAACAUAUUUCUUAAUUAUAUGACAAAUUUUUAGAUCAAUUCUCAAUUUUUCGCGAGAGCAUUUAAUUGAAAAUGUUUUUUGUCAUAUAUGCAGCUGUUUCCAUGAUUCGAGGAACCGACGAUUUUCUGAAUGAAAAACCAACAAAAAGAAUCGCUCACCAUUUAUUCGUACUUAAAAUGUAUUUUCAAACCACUUUCGAAGUUGAAUCAUAAGAGCGUUCUGAAUGCAUAAUAUUCAUCUGAAUUUAAAAACAACAAAACAAUACUAUUCUAUUCCACAGGCAUAACACAUAGGUUGGUUUGGGUGGGUGCGUGUGUCGCCAAUCAAACCAAUUUUUAGCUAGAAUUCAGUUCGAUUCUGAUGAAUGGAAUUUUUCCUAAUCAAUCGAGAGAAGUGAGUGAUGAAUGGAACACAAUAUGUGCAUGAUUUGAAUUUGUCUAACGCCUUUCUAGCUCAUAAAAUUGUGCCGACUGCCACGCACCUUGUCCAAAA
This is a messenger RNA of Sitodiplosis mosellana (orange wheat blossom midge), 9549 nucleotides long. Its product is annotated as probable serine/threonine-protein kinase DDB_G0282963. The record is from RefSeq and is a predicted model, not a curated record. The coding region runs from base 946 to 7782 and encodes 2278 amino acids. Gene Ontology annotation, biological process: cell-cell junction organization. Lineage: Eukaryota; Metazoa; Arthropoda; Insecta; Diptera; Cecidomyiidae. The transcript has 12 exons. Gene Ontology annotation, cellular component: plasma membrane; apical junction complex.